Messenger RNA from Suncus etruscus (white-toothed pygmy shrew), 3019 nucleotides. RefSeq names its product zinc finger protein 341 (gene ZNF341). The transcript is spliced from 15 exons. The coding region runs from base 130 to 2661 and encodes 843 amino acids. The record is from RefSeq and is a predicted model, not a curated record. Lineage: Eukaryota; Metazoa; Chordata; Mammalia; Eulipotyphla; Soricidae.
ACACCCUAAAAGUAGGCCAGACUAGUGGGAUGUGACUAAGACUUUUCGAGUCUGGUAACUGCAGGACGUCUACUUUAUGUUCCUCCACUGCUUAAAGGAUCUCAAGAACUCUCACUGUGACAUUAGGGGAUGGACAACCAGACUGUCCUGGCCGUCCAGUCACUAUUGGAUGGCCAAGGAGCAGUCCCUGACCCCACAGGCCAGAGCGUGAAUGCACCCCCUACAAUCCAACCACUGGAUGAUGAGGAUGUCUUUCUCUGCGGGAAGUGUAAGAAGCAGUUCAACUCACUGCCAGCAUUUAUGACACACAAGCGGGAGCAUUGCCCGGGGAGUGCCCCUCCCCUGGCCACCGUCUCACUGGCCACCAACAGCAUCUACACACCUUCGGCAGCCCCCACGGCAGUCCAGCAGGCCCCACCUCCUGCCAAUCGCCAGAUCUCCACGUAUAUCACUGUGCCCCCAUCUCCACUCAUUCAGACUCUGGUGCAAGGAAACAUCUUGGUGAGCGAUGAUGUGCUCAUGUCCGCCAUGUCCGCCUUUACAUCCUUGGACCAGCCUAUGCCCCAGGGACCCCCACCUGUGCAGAGCAGCCUGAACAUGCAUUCUGCACCCAGUUACCUCACCCAGCCACCACCACCGCCUCCACCUCCUCCCCCACUCCCCCCACCCCCACCUACCCAGCCUCCCCCACCCCCCCCUCAGAACUUGGGUCCCCCGGGGCGAGCCAACCCUGGAGGGAAUGGUGUGGUGGAAGUGUACAGUACUGCCCCACCCCUGGCUGGAAAUGCAACAGUGGAGAUUCAGGCACUGGGAAUGCAGCCCUACCCCCCUCUGGAGGUGCCAAACCAGUGUGUGGAGGCCCCGGUGUAUUCCACCCCGCCUGUGUACAGUCCUGGGAAACAGGGAUUCAAACCGAAAGGACCAAAUCCUGCUGCCCCCAUGACCAGUGCUACAGGGACCACAGUGGCUGCCUUUGACUCCUCGUCAGUGCUGAAGACCCGGCGGGCCAAGGGGGUCAGUGGACUUCAAGAAGCUGCAGGGAAGCCUAAGGCACAGAAACUCAAGUGUUCAUACUGUGACAAGUCAUUCACCAAAAACUUCGACCUACAGCAGCACAUUCGAAGCCACACCGGUGAGAAGCCUUUCCAGUGCAUUGCGUGUGGCCGUGCCUUUGCCCAGAAGUCCAACGUCAAGAAACACAUGCAGACCCACAAGGUGUGGCCUCCCGGGCGCAGUGGGGGCACUGUCUCCCGGAACUCUGUCACUGUCCAGGUCAUGGCUCUGAACCCCAACAGGCAGGAGGAGGAGGAAAGCACAGGGUUGGGUCAGAGCCUGUCAAGCGUUUCUCAGCCCCAGGCCAUCCCUGCAGCAAGUGAGGAGGAGGGAGACAAGCUGGAAACCAAGCAGGUAGUCCUCAUCGAUAGCUCCUACCUGUGUCAGUUCUGCCCCAGCAAGUUCAGCACCUACUUCCAGCUCAAGUCCCACAUGACCCAGCAUAAGAACGAGCAGGUGUACAAGUGUGUGGUCAAAAGCUGUGCUCAGACGUUCCCGAAGCUAGACACAUUUCUGGAACACAUCAAGGGCCACCAGGAGGAGCUGAGCUAUCGUUGCCAUCUCUGUAGCAAGGACUUCCCGUCGCUGUACGACCUCGGUGUACACCAGUAUUCUCACAGCUUCCUGCCACAGCACAGCCCCAAGAAGGACAGUGCCGUCUAUAAGUGUGUCAAGUGCGUCAACAAAUACUCUACCCCCGAGGCCCUGGAGCACCACCUGCAGACAGCUACACACAGUUUCCCCUGUCCUCACUGCCAGAAGGUGUUUCCUUGUGAGCGCUACCUUCGACGUCACCUGCCCACCCACGGCAGCGGGGGCAGGUUCAAGUGCCAGGUGUGCAAGAAGUUCUUCCGGCGGGAACACUACCUCAAACUGCACGCUCACAUCCACUCUGGCGAGAAACCAUAUAAAUGCUCAGUGUGCGAGUCUGCCUUCAAUCGCAAGGACAAACUGAAAAGACACAUGCUGAUCCACGAGCCAUUUAAGAAAUACAAAUGCCCCUUCUUGACACACACAGGCUGCAGUAAGGAGUUCAAUCGGCCAGACAAGCUGAAGGCUCAUAUCUUCUCUCACUCAGGCAUGAAGCUUCAUAAGUGCACCCUAUGCAGCAAGUCCUUCAGCCGUAGGGCCCACCUCGCCGAGCACCAGCGAGCCCACACAGGCAACUACAAGUUCCGCUGCGCUGACUGUGCCAAGGGUUUCUCCCGCCACAAAUACCUCAAGGAUCACCGCUGCUGCCUGGGUCCCCCAAAAGACAAGGACCUGCAAGCCCGGCGACCCCCCCGCCGGAGGACAGCACCCUACAAUGGCAGCAGUGGUGGCCGCAAGGUGGGGGCCUCCCUGCCUGACCCACUGGGGCUCGAGGAACUGAAGGACCCAGGGGCCGGGCCUGAGCCUGAGACUGCCCCUGGCAAGCCACCCUUCUCAGAGUCCGAUGCAGUGUUGUCCAUUGUGGUGGGGGGCCCCAUGGGGGGUGAGCCCGAGCUGGUGGUGCCCAGCCAUGCCCAGGCCCUGGGCUCAAACCUGGCACUGGCAGAGCUGCAGACUGGGGCAGAAGGGCCCUGUGCCAUGCUUGCUGUGCCUGUCUAUAUCCAGGCCUCAGAGUGACAGCCUGCGGUGUUUGCUCUCACAACUUGGCACAAUGUUCACCUCUGGGUUUGGGGCUCGAUGGGGGAAGUCUAGAGAUCCUUCUGCACAAAAGCCUUCAGCUGUAUCCCCUGCCCUGCUAGAAAAUCCCAGAGCCUGCAGGGACCUGGGGCAGGGCUGCUGUGGCUUUCAAACAAAAGCAAAAGAGAUGACUGGGCCAGAGAGACCAGGGGGUACUGGUCCUGAGUCGCAGUCAGGCUCUCAGAGAGGAAAGAGUAGAUUGUCCUGCCCUGCCUGCCGCAGGCCUCGCAGUGGUCUCCGGUCCAGCUGUACUAGCUAGAUCUCUUAUCUGCCAGGCCUUUUCACAUCUGGUAACUCA